This is a messenger RNA of Platichthys flesus (European flounder), 6174 nucleotides long. Its product is annotated as ataxin-7. The record is from RefSeq and is a predicted model, not a curated record. Lineage: Eukaryota; Metazoa; Chordata; Actinopteri; Pleuronectiformes; Pleuronectidae. The transcript has 13 exons. The coding region runs from base 243 to 3071 and encodes 942 amino acids.
CAGGUGAAGACCUCCACAGAGGCUGAGCUCUGCCCUCGCUCUUUGCAACCGUCUUCUGUCUCCUGCGCUCAGCGCAUCCAGCUGAUACACGUCCGCCCGGUGCCACAGUCGCGUCCACAGCAUCCACAGCCCGGUCUUCCUCUCCAGUGUGUGUGGCAGCCAGCGAUCACCCAUACCGAUGAGGAUCAACUGAUAGGGUUAAAAAGAAGUUCCUUUUUUUCUUAUUUUGUCAAGCGGAAAGAAUGUCGGAAAGGGCCGAGGAUGACGUCAGGGGGGAGCAGCGCCGAGCGGCCAGGCAGCAGCUGAAGCAGCAGCAGCUCCAGCGGGGAGAAGGCUCCACAGCAAUGGCGACGGUUGCGGAGCGGAGAUCCCUGCCUAGUCCAGAAAUAAUGCUGGGGCAGCCUUGGAGCAGCUGGGUCGACGCCACCAAACUCCACGGCAACGACGGUGCUGAAUCGGAGGAAAGUUUCAAAGACUUCGGGAAAAAUCGCGAAGCCAUGCGUCUGUGCAGAGAAGAUAUGCCCAUAUUCGGCCAGUGUCCUGCACAGGACGACUUCUACCUGGUGAUGUGCAGCCACUGUGGUCAAGUAGUCAAGCCCCAAGCCUUCCAAGCACACUACGAGAGAAGACAUAGUUCCGCCAGCAAGCCAGCCUCCACCUCGCCCUUCCCUGUGACAGCCAGGAACCGGAGCAGCAGUGGGCUUGGGCCUGGGCUGGGCUCGGGGUCUGUAGCUGGGGUGACGACUGGAGGCAUCCUUGGCCGACCCUCAACUGCUGGAUCCAGCUUGUCCUCCUCUUCGACUUCCUCCUCAACCUCUAAUCCCAAACUCCCCAAACCAGCCAAAGAGAAGCUGCCAGGCACUCAGCGAAGAACCCCCUUUCCACCCUUCAGAAUGGUCCCGCCAGACAAGACUCACCUCACCCCGGCUGUCAAGGUGGAGAAGAUGCACCUGAGGGUGGACUCGUCAGCUAAGCUGGUGCAGGCCCCACCUGCCCCCACCACCACCUCCUCAUCCUCCUCCACAUCCUCCUCUAGCACCACUGUGAGCUCCAACACUACCACCAUCCCCUCCUCCUCCUCAUCAUCAGCCCUUAAACCAGGCCUUAACUGUCCCUCCAUACCAAAGCCUCCGUCACUGACCGUGGGUCAGAUCCCAAACGGAAAGGGCCACCUCUCGGUCCUCUCAGACAAGAAGCAGGACAGCAGCAGUGCCAGUAGCAGACGCCACCCGGGCAAGAAAGUAAACGAACGUGAGUUCAAUGCAGAUAUCCACUGUGGCGUUGUGGAUAUAACAGCUCGGAAAACAUGCACAAGAUCUCUAACAUGCAAGACACAUUCCUUAAGCCAGCGAAGGGCGGUGCCAGGGCGGAGGAAGCGCUUUGACACAUUGUUGGCGGAGCACAAGAACAGAGCAAGGGACAGAGAAAUCCACCCCCCUCAUUCCCAGCAAAACCCCCCUCUCAGGGACCCACACCCCCCCUCCCACCUCGCCACUGCCCAUGACCUGCACCAGGUGGCUCAUGGCAACGGCCCUGCCCCAGACGCCACUAAGCCUUUGCCACUCUGCAAGCCCAAAUUUAACAGCCCUGGUCUUCCACGACUAAACAGCAGUCACGGAGUUGGCACCCCCGGAGACCCUGCGGUAGUCCACGACUCACCACACCAUCCCCAAACUACCCCCGAUGGGAUUUCCCGACCCUCGAGUGAUGAGGGCGAGAACGAGGAGCGGGAGGAAAACACUGACAAACUGGACUGUCAUUAUUCAGGUUAUCACCCUCGACCGGCAGCUUACUGUACCUUUGGAAGUCGACUGUGUGGAAGAGGCUUCUAUUCGUUUGACCGGCGAUGGGACAAAGCUCGAUGUGCAAUUACCACAAUGAUGGACAAGCAUGUGAACUCUCAGAUGUGGAAGAAAAUCCCAUUGGCCUUGGAGAACUCCUCCUCCGUUGCACCUACCCAUAGGACAAGCACAAAUUCCCAUGGUAGCACUCCCUCCUCAGGCUUCCUGGGCCCCCCUGCCACCUUGCCCCAGACUCCUUAUAGCCAAUCAUAUGAGGGCAAAUCUGUGCUCUCCUAUGGGACCACCUUAAACGCCCGUAGCUCCCCACAGGGUGGGGCUGAGCACCCGGCCUACGGCACUACGCAGGCCCGACAAGUGUCUUCGUUGCCGCAGAUGCCUUCAGCCCACUCGUCCUCAUCUUCUUCUUCAGUUUCUUCCCUAGCCUCAGGCCGGGCGCUCAAGUCCCGCUCCUCCAGCAGCAGCACUACCAAGUCGUCAUCGUCCUUCAGGCCCAAGGAGAUCUCUCCUGUCUCCUCCGCUUCUGUCGUCCCCAACGCCACUGGUGGGGGCAGCAGUGGAACUAACAGUAACAUAAGCAGCACUAGCAUCAGCGCUGGGAAGAAAAGGAAGAACAGUUCUCUCCUCUCUUCGUCCCAUUGCUCCUCCGAAUCCUCCUCCUCCAAUGCCAACUACUCUGCCUCCUCCUCUUUCAAGAAGAACUGUGCAAAUGUCAGCAGCUCAGGGAGCACCUACCACCACAGUUCAUUAGGCUCUUCAUCCUCAUCGUCAUUAUCCUCCUCCCACAGCGGAGUCCACAGCGUGGGGCUUAACUGUGGCCCCACUGUGCGGACCAACUCACUCAGCCUCAAGGCCGAGCCUCCUGGAGGUUCAGUAGGUGGCUCUUCGGGGCCCCCUGCACGAGGGCCUCCCUCGGGCAGCCCGGCAGAGUCCAUCAAGCGUAUGAGUGUGGUAAUGAACAGCAGUGACUCCACCCUUUCCCUGGGGCCCUUUGUCCACCACCAGUCCUCAUCUGACCACCACACCAGCUUCAGCCAUCACUCCUCAGACGGGCGCCUGGAGGGCAAGAAGCGCAAAAGCUCUCCUGUCUCCAGCAGCAUUAAUAGUGGAGGAGGGCUGGGAGUAGGAGGAGGGGGACCUGGACCUGGUAGACCCAAAGUGGCCAAGUCACCUGCCAUUAACAACAUCCAUGGGAAACAUGGUCGGAGCAUUCCAGGGACGCCAGGGCUGCCAAACAACUCACAUCUACAUCAGCCAAAGGCUCGUCCCUGACAGCGGUGCCUGGCUCCAGUGUAUGGACCCGGCACACAGACAGGGAAGAGUCCGGAGCGGUCGGCACGCUGCUCUGGACUGAACGAGGCCUUUUAAAGUCAAACCCACAUUACUCUCAGCUUCCCACAAUCCUCAGGGUGGAGAUGAUCUGGACUGCCCAGUGAAGUCAUGUGGUCCUUACUAAUUCUCCCAAAGCCAUGCGUGUUUGUAUGUGUGCGUGUGUGUGUCAGGCAUGGUUGCACUGUAUAAGGUUAGGAUAGCAGCAUGGUGCAAAAGGGGUCUAAUGAGCGAGCCAAGCGACCCCACCCCCCCCACCCCCUUCUCCAUGUGAGUGUUGUCCCAGUAUUCUGAGAGGUCUUCCUGUCUGGUUGGACAUAAGAGAAACGACAGCAGCAGCCAUGGGUCUCUUGAACGGGGCUGUAAAGCUCAUUGGUUCAGGUUAAGGGCUGGAGCAACAAGCUGUCAACAAUGCCGAGCAGCUGGGGUCGGGGGGGGGGGGGGCAAACCGGCCUCUUCCGCUAGGAUGUGUAUGAAUGUGCGUGAGUGUGUAGGAGUAUUUUUCUCAUGUCAGAUUCUGCUGGACUACUGGAAUAUCCAACUUAAUGACACCCCCAGCGCCUGAUCUCAGAAGCCUUUGGAACAAGAGCAGGAGGAGCAGCAAACUGUUACUUGCAACACCUUGAACAACACACAAUCACCUUGUUGUUUCACUAUCAUCAGUCGGACCCUCUCUGGCGGCGACACGUCGAGUAACCUCGGGGUAACACGCAGUAGCCUGAGACGAAACCUGUAAGGACGAUCUGGUCAAUUCUUUUUAUUAACCCAGAGUAAUUAUGCAAGUGUUACUUUUUUUAUGAUUUCUUAUGAGCUUUUUACACUGAACUACAAAGAGUCUUUGUAGACGUGAUGAAGACAGCUGUGCUUUCAAAUGUGAAAAGGAUGCCUGAUGUGCCCGAUCGAUUGAACCUUUUGUCAGAGACAGAGCGAGGUUGGUAUUGAGGACACCUGUUAAUUGUCUGAAUCUUUUCAUUGUGCAGAAUGAUAGCCACAGCAGACCUACCCCCAACUGUGAACAGCACUAAAUAACUGCUUUCUCCACAGGCACUGCUUAGUUGUCCACAAGGCUCGCCAAAAGCUGCUACCAGCUUUGCCAACUACUUUAUUACAAAAAGGUCGGCCAGGCUUGCUCAUGAAGUGCGGUGAUGGUGCAUAGCCAGCUUACCUACUCUUUUUUUUUUUUUUUUUUAACCCAAACAGCCGUGUAACAUCCACAGCUGCUGUCGGCAAGAUGUGAAUUGUAACGUUUUCUUAUUUUCCCCAUAUAGGGAAUCAGGUAUGGUACAUCUUAACUGGAACAAACUUAAUGCACAUCACUUGUCUUCUGUGGGUACGAUUGUCCCUCCUGUGUAACCACUACCCUAAACUCUGGAUGUUAAAAGGUUUCGACGCCUCGCCGCGAAAACUACGUCAGCGUGAUCUGAGAAGAGAUUAGUCCCAGUGGAACAGAAAGGCGGGCGUUAUACUCUAUUCCUUUUGUCAAAACGGAGUCUUGAGGCAAUACCUGCCUGAUUCCACGUUUGGGAUGUUUUCUUAUUUUCGCAUGGUCUCCAGUUGGUUUUAAGGUGCGAGAUUCAUGGAGAUGGCUUCACAGGAUAUAUUAUUUCAACUUUUGGCAUCACUCGUUUUUAUGGAAGCUCCACUGAUGUCAAGAUAGUGUGGAAAAGUAGAGACCAUUUUCUUUAUAUCUUAAUUUAGAUUAUUUUUUCCUCGUAGCCUCUGUAUCAAACAAGUAUUGAAGUAUCCCUAUUUGAGAAUACAUAUUUUGUUAACAAAUUGUAAAUAGUGAAAUAUGUAUUUUUGCACAGGCAUUUUUCGUACACGCAAAAUUUUUGGUACAAUUUAAAACAAUAGAAAAAAAGAGAAAGUUGUUAUUUAUUUAGGAAGAAAAACCAGAGGAGAAGACGGAGGACUAUUUGAAGUGGUUCACUGCCAAGUCUAUAUAAUGCAAUACGCCUAUAUGUAGAAGCUGAAGCAUCUCAUGAAUCCUGUACUGAGAUCCUUUAAGGAACAGCGGUGAAGUGUCGCCACUGUAGCAUGUGUCUGUAUGACAGAGGAAACCUUUAUUCACUUUUCAAGGUCUCAAUCACAUGUGCUUUUACAAGACAUUUUACGUUGCCUAUGAAUCAACAAGGGAAAAAAAACAAUUUGCUCUGUGACCCAGUUCGCCUGUGAUUUUCAAAUGUCCUGCAGGCUUGAAUCUGUGCCCGUCAGCUGACUAGUUUCCAUGUACUCUAGACACUUUGUAGACCAUGAUUGAAACACUUGUGUUGUUUUUAUAAAGGCUGAAGGGACUUUCAGCCGUCACUGCAAGGAGGAGGACAGUCCAGCUGCUCACAUCAUUGUUGCCAAACAAGUAAUUUGAAUCACAGCUUUUAAACAAAACAUCAAAUUUAAGAAAAGUGCCUGAAUUUGUUUCACCAAGUCUGUUUGAGGACAGUAUUCUUUGGGUUGUUUUACCUUACUUGAAUGUUGGAAGUGUUUAGGAGUUUGCUUUUAAAUCUGCCUAAGAACCCUAAAUGUGGUAAAACCUGAGCUUAUCAGCUGCCCAGUACAAAACACUGAGUGUUUUUUGUUUUUAAUCAAAGUUUUCCAGACGCGACGUUGAGGUUUUCAGUUUGCCUCAGUGUGUGGCUCCAAUCCCCCGUUUACUGGGAUUUGUACACGAGAACCUUCAAUCAAGUGUUUUGUUUACCCUCCAUCUCCACUGACAUCUUGACCGUUGUUUCCUGUACAUGGAAACGUUUGCAAGGAUGUUUUAUUUUUAUCAGCACCAUAGACUUGGAAUGUGACAGUGAGACUACAGCUCGUGUCUGGGAGGAAAAAUAUAAAGCCACCAUUCAUACGAUGUAAAAGUGUGUAUAGAUUUUUUUUUUUUUAUAUACAUUAUCAGAAUCAUAUUCAGCUGGACUUGUAUUGGCUGCUAUGUAAUUCAUGAACAAAACAUAGGUUAGAAUUAAUAUUUAAAGAAAAAAGAUUGUAUAGUAUAUUUGUUUUGUAACAAGUUUCUGUAAAUAAAAUAAUUUAUACUGCUAUUUAUAUGAAA